CCUCCUCAUCCCCCAAAUCCACCGGAGCCAAGAAGAAUGAAGAUGCCGUCCGCUGCAGCAGUAAAAAAGAAGCUGAAACGUAUUGAUGUUCACAUCCAAGGUGAAGAUUUCAAGCUUCGUGGACUAGUUCCAUUCCAUGCAUCCGUCAUCAAGCCAAAGCCUUCUGUGGGCAAAAUUUCAUACAUCAGGGUCCCAUCAGCUCACCGGUCCAAGGAGGUGGAGAGUCACGUGGCCUUCCCAAAGCCAGCGUCUCCCUACAUUGCAGCCCGGAAGAGAGCUCAACGUAGAGGGGUAACUGCGAGGAGGAUACGGAAACGGAGGCGACGGCGAAAACGCAAGCUUGGGUGUCAGAUAUUUCAGACCACAUGUGCAUCUCGACUGGGCUUCUGUCAACUGCCGGCUGAUCAAACAUGUAGUACUGCGGAGUCUUCCAAUAUGGUAAAUGUAAACGAAAAAUUGCAGGGGUAAAAAAAAGUAACGGGGGAAAAGCCAAACGGAGCAGACCCCCAUGCAAGAAAGAACAAUGUGGUCCUUGCCAAAUUUGUGGGAAAAUAAGCACAAGAUGGACUCACUUGUCAACAUUAAAAAAUGACACACUUAAGCAGUUUGUACUUCAAGUAUUGCCACAUCU
Messenger RNA from Patiria miniata (bat star), 631 nucleotides. RefSeq lists its product as uncharacterized. NCBI's taxonomy places the organism in Eukaryota, Metazoa, Echinodermata, Asteroidea, Valvatida, Asterinidae. The transcript has 2 exons. The record is from RefSeq and is a predicted model, not a curated record. Bases 37 to 468 code for a protein of 143 amino acids.